Argentina anserina (silverweed cinquefoil) is the source of this 2170-nucleotide messenger RNA. Its product is annotated as dolichyl-diphosphooligosaccharide--protein glycosyltransferase subunit 1A. The transcript has 10 exons. Gene Ontology annotation, cellular component: membrane; oligosaccharyltransferase complex. Lineage: Eukaryota; Viridiplantae; Streptophyta; Magnoliopsida; Rosales; Rosaceae. The coding region runs from base 133 to 1971 and encodes 612 amino acids. The record is from RefSeq and is a predicted model, not a curated record.
CAAGAGGAUCCAAAGGCAGGCAUCACUAUACAGUAGAGCUGUGACGACGUCGCUUUGAAGAGGGAAGAGAACCAAACCCAAAACCUUUGCGAAUAGCAUUCGAGUUUUGAUGUCCCUCUGAGAAACACAGAGAUGGGUUCGAUGUCUGGUCUGUUGUUUCUGUUGGCAGCUGUCUCCAUUCUAUGGGCACCUGUGCUCUCCGAUCUAGUCAUCUCCAAAGUUGACCGACGAAUUGAUCUGACGUCUCAAAUUGCGCGCAUCACUUCCACUCUGAAGGUGGAGAAUGAGGGAAGCGAGUUGGUUACAGAGGUUUUGUUGGCAUUUCCCGAUAUUCAAGCCAAGCAUUUGGCACAUUUGGCAGUCAGCUCCAAUGGAGGGAAAGGAAAAGCCAAAGGUUCUAGUACAAGUUACGCUGUUCGAUUUGUUGUCCCUGAAGGCAUGCCCGCUUCCUUGACAUGUUACUCAGUGACUUUACCCAAGGGACUGGGCAAAGGCGAGAGCUUAACCUUUGACGUGUUGGCUGUUUUCACCCAUACGUUGAAGCCGUUUCCGGAGGAGAUUACGCAGGCUGAUAUUCAGCUCCUGGUGUUUCAGGAUACUGCACACUACCUCUCUCCUUAUGCAGUCAAGGGGCAAACACUCAGUGUUAAACUGCCUGAUGCAAGAAUCGAAUCUUAUACGAAAAUAGAUAAGACAAAGAAUGUUGGUUCAGAGAUCAAAUACGGUCCUUAUGAGAAUCUCCCUCCCUUUUCAUACACACCUAUUGUUGUUCAUUUUGAGAGCAACCAACCCUUUGCUGUUGCUGAAGAGUUGGUGCGAGAGAUAGAGAUUUCUCAUUGGGGUAAUGUUCAAGUGACAGAGCACUACAAAUUUGUCCAUGGAGGUGCCCAGAGCAAGGGAGAAUUUUCAAGACUUGACUAUCAAGCCAGACCUCACGUGAGAGGUCAGUAUGCCGUUAGGCGUCUUAUUGCAAAGUUGCCACCAAGAGCUCAUUCUGUCUAUUAUAGGGAUGAAAUUGGUAACGUUUCAACAUCUAAUUUAUGGAGUGAUUCUAAGAAGACAGAACUAGAAAUUGAGCCUAGAUAUCCUCUGAUUGGUGGUUGGAAAACUGCAUUUACCAUUGGAUAUGGGUUGCCGCUUCAUGAUUUUCUAUUUCAUUCUGAUGGAAAACGCUUCAUUGACAUAACUUUUGGUUGCCCUAUGAAUGAUGUGGUCAUCAACAAUCUCAUUGUGAAGGUCGUUCUGCCUGAGGGUUCUAGAGAUAUAUCUGUAUCUGCUCCAUUUCCGCUGAAAGAAUCAAAAGAGACAAAAUUUUCCCACUUGGACAUUGCUGGCAGGCCUGUGGUUGUACUGGAAAAGACUAAUGUCGUGCCAGAGCAUAAUCAGAACUUUCAGGUCUACUAUAAGUUCAACAGCCUUGCGAUGCUUAUGGAACCUUUGAUGCUGAUUUCUGGAUUUUUCUUCCUGUUUGUUGCCGGCAUCGUAUACAUGCAUGUUGACUUGUCCAUCUCCAAAUCUUCUGCUUCUUAUUUGGCAAAACUACAGUGGGAUGAGGUGCAAACAACAAUUCAGCAGAUUCAACAUAUCAUUAAUCGAAGCCUCGUGAUCCUUGAUAAGCUGGAAGUAUCAUUACGUGAUCUUUCUCGGACAGGGGACAUCCAAACCUGUAAAGCAGCACGAAAAGCAGCUGAUGGUUCGUUGAAAGAGCUUUCCAAAGAGAUUAAGCCCUUGUUGGCAUCCUUGCAAUCAUCUCAACAAGCUGCUCACAUACUUCCCAAGGUGGAGGAGCUGGUGACCAAGCUGAGAGAUUUGGAAGAAAGGGUAAUGGUGAAGCACUCAACUAUAGUGGAUUGCUAUGAGAAGAAGUUUGGAGGGAAGGAAAUUGAGAAUCGGGUUGCCUCACAGAUGCAGAAAAUCACUGCCUUGAGGCUGGAGGUUGAUGAUCUCCUCGAGUAUAUUGAUGAGAUAUAAGAAAUGGGCCGCUUUUUUUUUUGUUGAAACUUAUUACAAACAACUAGUUAAUGUCCUAAUGAUUGUAGCAGUCAAGUUAAUUUUUAUUUCGAAGUACAUUGCACUAAAAACUUGAGGAUCUAGUUGAUUUUGAAGAACAAAAAUCAAAAUCAGGCGUCAAAUUGAACAGAUGCAGUUGUUGUUUGAGCAACCUUUAAGG